AUGAGCGAUACAAUCUCGGUGAAGAUAAAUUGUUUCUUUGGGGGUGUGUUCAAAAAAGAUGAUGAAGAUGGAAAGCUUAAUUAUGUCAAUGGUCUGUUGGAACAGUUUGAAGUUGAUGGUGAUGCAGUAUAUGAUGAAGUAAUGAAGAAGAUGGUUAAGGUAGUUAGUAAGGGGAAAAUGUGGUACAAGUUACCAUAUGAGGAUAUCUCAGAGAAGAAGGAUUUGUCUGAAAAUGGAGAAGUAAACAAAAGGAAGAUGAAUGCUAAUGGUCGUUGGUACAAAGAGCUUGAUGUCUUCAUAGAGGAAGCUGAACCUGAUGAUGUUACUGCGACAGAGGCUGAGCAGCAUGUUGUUGAUGGUGAUGAGAUUGACGGUGACACACAGGUUGAGCAACAUGUUAUUCUUGGUGACGAGAAUGACGCAGAGGCUGAGCAAGAAGCUGUUGAUGGUGAAGAGCUUGACGCACCGGCAGAGCAAGAGGUUGAAGAAGAAGAGAGUGAAGAUGAGUAUCAAGCCAGUAAUGAAUCCGAGAAUGAAGAUGAUUUUGACAGAAAUUUCCAAUAG
This is a messenger RNA of Brassica rapa (field mustard), 564 nucleotides long. Its product is annotated as sodium/potassium/calcium exchanger 1-like. Lineage: Eukaryota; Viridiplantae; Streptophyta; Magnoliopsida; Brassicales; Brassicaceae. The record is from RefSeq and is a predicted model, not a curated record.